Messenger RNA from Perca fluviatilis (European perch), 1809 nucleotides. RefSeq names its product calpain small subunit 1-like. The coding region runs from base 140 to 790 and encodes 216 amino acids. The record is from RefSeq and is a predicted model, not a curated record. Lineage: Eukaryota; Metazoa; Chordata; Actinopteri; Perciformes; Percidae. The transcript has 11 exons. Gene Ontology annotation, molecular function: calcium ion binding.
UUUGGCUCAACUGGUUUUUUUGGACUCUAGAAGUGGGUGUGCCCUCGUGCCUAUCUCUCUCUCUCUCUCCCUCUCUCGCCCGCUCCCUGUCAGUCUCUCCUCUCUCUUCAGCUGAACACAAGUGUCAACGGACGGCAAAAUGCAUUUGGCAAAUUCUUUUAUCAAAGGCCUGGUUAAUGUUGUGAGCAACAUCGACCCGGCUCAGUUUAAGCCUUCAGCCCCACCCCCGCCCCGCAGACCUUUGAACUUCGCCGAGUCUCACGACACCGAAGAGGACAAACAGUUUCGUAGAGUUUUCCAACAGCUGGCUGGAGAUGACAUGGAGGUGAGUGCCGCUGAGCUGAUGAGCAUCCUCAACAGAAUCAUCAGCAAACGUGAAGACCUGAAGACGGACGGUUUCAGCAUCGAGUCCUGCAAGAGCAUGGUCGCUGUCAUGGACAGCGACAGCACAGGUAAACUGGGCUUCGACGAGUUCAAAUACAUGUGGAACAACAUCAAGAGAUGGCAGGCUGUGUAUAUGAAAUUUGAUGCUGAUAGGUCAGGAACGAUCUCCUCUGACGAACUGCCAAAAGCCUUCCAAGCUGCAGGUUUCCCUCUGAACGACGACCUCUUCAAGCUGAUCAUCCGUCGCUACACCAACGAGAGCGGCACCAUGGACUUUGACAACUACAUCGGCUGCCUGGUGCGACUGGACGCCAUGUGCAGAGCCUUUAAAACUCUGGAUAAAGACAACAGUGGCACCAUCGACCUGGACAUCAAGGAGUGGCUGCAGCUGACCAUGUAUUCAUGAGGCGGAGACGGGAAGCUACUCUGCUCUUCUUUCAUCUCAUCCCUUUCUCCCUCUCAUUACAUGUGUGCAAGGGCGUAGGUUUAGUUUCAACAAUGGGGGUGGUGUGGGGGUGGGUGGGACACAUUAUUAACCCGGGGUCUCUGGGGGUUUGUGCCCCAGAAAAGUUUGAGAGUCAAAAAACUUAAUUUCCUGCACUCAGAAAUGAAUCCGUAAAAUAUUCUAGCAGCUUAUAAUUUAUGGUCCAAUUACAUAUUUGGAUUAUCACAAAAAAAACAUAGCAUUUCAACAUUUUACUGCACAAUACAUACUUUUACUUUAAGUACUUCAAUCAAUUUUGCUAAAAAAACAGAGGUGAAAAGGUUUCUACUUAAGUAAAAGUACUAUUACUUUGAGGAACUUUUACUGAAGUACGAGUUAAAUUACCGGUAAAUUGACUUUACAGCAAAGUACUCAGAUUUUGCAAUGAUAAAAAAUAUAAAAAUAAACUGACAUUUUGUGUGUAGCUCCAGUAAAAAUACAGAACAUUUUGUGUUAUAUUAAAUUCUCUCAUACAACGCUGCUCGGUCAGUAAACUUACAAAAAUAAUUGUCCAAAGAACCCCAGAAAAAAAAAUUGACCACGUGGACUUAAUCUCCCAAAAACCAAUCAUAUAUUUUGAAGGGGACAAAUCUACCUCUUCUAAAUAUUGGGGGGAGGGGAGGGACAUGUCCCCUGCCUUCCCCCCACCCUAAUCUACGCCUAUGCACGUCUUGGUUGUCUCUAAAGUAACAGGGAGCAAAAUGUCGGCGCAGAGCUAAAGUCAAAGAUAAAGAAAAAUCUAACUGGGACCAAAGAUGUUGCCGUUGCACUGUCCUGUCCUGCUGCUGCCAGGCGGUGGCGCUAUUACAUUCCCAUGUUGUGGCAAUAAAGUUGAAUCUAAUCUAAUGUUACAGAUUUCUAUAUUUAAAUGUGUAUUGCCAAUUUUGAAAAGGUCUUGAUUUUUAUCCGAAACUGAAUAAAUUGACAAAACUGACGUUAAA